UGUGACCAGAGGGCUGUUACGAUCACUCUUCCACACUAUCUCAUUAUUUUUAUUUUGCUAAUGGAACUGCAACCUGACCUAGUUUCAAAGUCUUAUUUGCACAGACAACAUCAUGUUGUCUGAGAUUUAAAUGCCCAGCUGCUUUUUGACAUUCUGAAAACCUCCAUAUGCCAGAGAGACGCUCUUCUUAAUCAUAAUUUCCAGACUCAAGUAUCACCUUUUUGAUUGCAGCAGUGGAGUUAAAAAGGACACUGGAUAGAAAAACUUACUCUCUGCAAAAGAAGGCAUCUGCAGCUUGAAUAGCUUUGACCAUUCAUUCGAGGAAUACUGGAAUAAAUGAGAAAUUUAACAUGUCUUCAGCCAUCGCUGGCUACUACUGUAGCUCUGCCAGUCAUCUACUCUUUGCUGUUUCCUGCUGGAAUUUUUGGAAAUAUUCUUGCUGGAUGGGUAUUUUCCAAGCAAGCUCCCCCCAGAAGAACACAACACGUUUACCUGUCAAACCUUGUCACUGCCAAUUUACUUGUAGGUAGCACAAUGCCUCUCCUGGCUACCUAUUUUGCAAGGGGGUACCAAUGGACUUAUGACUCUGUAGAAUGCAGAAUAGCAAACCACCUUGGGGGUUUCGUUAUGCACGUCAGCAUGUAUGUUACAAUCAUCAUUUUAUGCUCGAUUGCUCUAAACCAGUAUGCCACACUGAAGAAAAUCAGUGAUGCAAAAUAUCCUCCAGCAGCCAAGGAAAACUUUUACAGAUGUGUACUUCAAAAGUUUCGCCAGCCAGAAUUUGCUAAGUGUUUGUGUAUUGUUGUAUGGCUCACUGUGCUCUGCAUAACAGUAGCAGCUAUAAUAUACAAUAAUGUCCAGAUAAAUGCUAUGGAAGAGUCUCAAAGAUGCUUCAACGUCACUGUAGAAGCCAGUAAGUUUACCUCAAUGCUUGCAGCUUGUCUGGCCACUACAUGUUUUUUUGUGUCUUUUAUGACAGUUUUGCUGUCAUACUACUGUCUUACCAGACAUCUGAGUGAAAUACAAAAAAAUACUUGUAUUGGUGAAAAACAUCUAAUUUAUGGUACAGUGAAAAGAAACAUUCUUGUCAUCCAGAUGAUAUUAACUGUCUGCUUUCUUCCAUAUCAUGUCUUUAGGCCAGUUUUUUAUCUACUGCUUCCAGAAGAUGACUGUCCAAAGUUAAACUAUCUAGUGGAAAUAAAAAAUUUCCUUACCUGUCUUGCUGCUGCUAAGAGCAGUUUAGAUCCAGUGAUAUACCUUUUGCUAGAUAAAACAUUUAAGAGAAGUUUGUAUGGCCUGUUUACAAAAUCAAUGCCAGAACAUCACAAAGAGAAAGCUGAUAUUUUCACUGAAGAGACUCCUGAUAUUUGAAGGAAAAUGGAAAGGUUUUCAGUAAGAUAUAAGUAAAAAUAAAUCAGACUGAUAUGAAAUGGCAAUCAUUUAAAUAAGUAACAUAUUAUUAGUAUUUU
This is a messenger RNA of Pogoniulus pusillus (Red-fronted tinkerbird), 1469 nucleotides long. RefSeq names its product G protein-coupled receptor 82 (gene GPR82). Gene Ontology annotation, biological process: G protein-coupled receptor signaling pathway. NCBI's taxonomy places the organism in Eukaryota, Metazoa, Chordata, Aves, Piciformes, Lybiidae. Bases 337 to 1371 code for a protein of 344 amino acids. The transcript is spliced from 2 exons. Gene Ontology annotation, molecular function: G protein-coupled receptor activity. The record is from RefSeq and is a predicted model, not a curated record. Gene Ontology annotation, cellular component: membrane.